This is a messenger RNA of Anopheles gambiae (African malaria mosquito), 1738 nucleotides long. It is a transcript of the gene Hand, whose product is annotated as heart- and neural crest derivatives-expressed protein 1. The transcript is spliced from 6 exons. Lineage: Eukaryota; Metazoa; Arthropoda; Insecta; Diptera; Culicidae. The coding region runs from base 189 to 1343 and encodes 384 amino acids. Gene Ontology annotation, molecular function: protein dimerization activity; DNA-binding transcription factor activity, RNA polymerase II-specific; RNA polymerase II transcription regulatory region sequence-specific DNA binding. The record is from RefSeq and is a predicted model, not a curated record. Gene Ontology annotation, biological process: regulation of transcription by RNA polymerase II; developmental process.
CCGUGCGCGCGUGUGAAACAUAAACGGGCCGGAAAGGAUCUUUACACCAACAAACGAGUGUUUAUGAAACUCCCCUUUACGCAGUGUAAACGGUGGCUUUAUUUAAUUGUCACUGCAACAAAGAAAAGAAAGUGAAAAUUUAUACUGAAAAGUUUGUCAACGUGACAAAAUCGUGCGUGUUUAUUUAAAUGUAUAACAAAAUGUCCAGUUAUGAAACUGCAUCGUCAGAUGGCGAUCUGUGUCACAGAGUUUGCGAUCCAGAUCCGUAUUAUGAAUCUGGCGGAACUUACUAUACGCAGCUCUAUCCAGCAGAUUCCCAAAAUACAGUGACAGGAGCUCAGGUGACCAGUGGAGGAGCCGGAGGAGGUGGUGUGAUCAUGAUGGAAGAGGAAGGAUACUGGGGCUCGCCGUGUAGUUCAAGCGAAUCUCACCCAGAGCUGAAUCGAGAUCGAUACUCACCUUCAUCGGUGAUCAAUGGUGCCAGUGGAAACGGUUCGAUCGCGGUGGGUACUGUUCGCAACCUCUCAUCCCACCACCACCACCAACUGCCCGACCAAUCGUCCUUGUCGACAUCGUCGCUGUCCUCGGCUUCUUCUACGUCCUCAUCCGUGUCGGCAUCUUCGUCACCAUACGGUGGAGCUGGCCAUACUCACCCCACGGGUGGUUACCAUCACUCCCAUCGUCAUCAAUCGCACGAACAGCACCACCAUCAACAAAUACCUUCGUCCAUGUACUGUUCGUCGAUUGUUUAUGAAAAGAGUAACGCCGCAAUGUACGUCCCAGACGAAGGAUACUAUGGUGGUGCAACUGGUGGAUCGGUUGACCCCGUUUCCGGCACUGCAGGAAAUGAACAACAGUCACAUCUGCACAUGGCACCGUCCUCUUCCGGAGUACUAUCUGGCAACGGUGUACCGGUAGUGCGCGUGGUUAAGCGACGUAAUACGGCCAACAAGAAAGAGCGGCGUAGAACACAGAGCAUUAACUCGGCUUACACCUCGCUGCGGGAUCGUAUUCCAAACGUUCCCAAUGAUACAAAACUUUCCAAGAUUAAAACACUCCGACUGGCCAUUUCUUACAUCGCCCAUCUGCUGGCAGUCGUGAACGGAAACCAGGACCCGUCGUGUGACUUCCGCGCAGAGCUGGUUCCCUCCUCCCGCAAAAUUAAUGCCGAGCGCCGUGCCCAGAAGUCACUAAUGCAAAACUUUACCGCCAAUGGAACCGCCACCUCUACGACAGCGACCAACCCGAGCCCACCGGUGACAACAGAAGGGCGCAAAAUCAAAGGACGCACUGGAUGGCCACAGCACGUUUGGGCAUUGGAAACGAAAACCACGAUCAAAUAAAGAUGUGUACGCUGUUGCGAGGAACCACGAUGCCAAAGAUGAAACCGAAUAGACGUCGAAGCAUCACGACAAAUUAGCACGCACUGGCGCCUAUUAUCAGACAAACAGGAGCACAAAAAAUAUUCCAACUAUACCCACAUUUAGGCUGGCGAUACUGCGUUCAGUGUAGGAAGGAAACAAGACAUAAAUACACUAAUCAUUGUAGAAAGUAAAAAGAACAGGCACUACCACUCGCGUCCGCUUUGCCACUUGGCUAUGGUAGCACCAUGUACAGAUGCUAUUAUUUCGUAUCGUUUCUCCACUGCUUUCGACUGAUCGACGCGUUCAAAAUACGGGAGGCUGUGCCAUUCUAGGUUUAUUAAAUAUUCAACUGAAAUUACGCUACGCAAAUAAAA